CAAAAACCUCAAGUACCUCUCCUUGACAUUUGCUAGGUUUCCCUGAGCACUUUCUGCAUUCAAAAGUUUUGGAAGCAUUGUUUCCAUCCUUGGUUAACCCUUGAGACUACAUUUGUGAACUUGAGCUAGCAGCAUAAUGGAUAAGGUGGUACAGAUGGUAUCAGAGAAGCCAGUGGUGAUUUUCAGCAGGAGUUCCUGCUGCAUGUGCCACACCAUCAAAACCCUUUUCAGUGACUUUGGAGUGAAUCCAAAUGUUCAUGAACUUGAUGAGAUACCUAGAGGGAAGGACAUUGAGCAAGCUCUUUUAAGACUAGGAUGCAACCCCUCUGUGCCUGCUGUCUUCAUUGAUGGUAAGCUCGUUGGUGGAACCAAUGAAGUCAUGAGCCUCCACCUAAACCGGACCUUAAUCCCAAUGCUUAGGAACGCAGGUGCUCUUUGGGUUUGAUACUUCAAUAUUAACCUUUCUCAUCAGCUACUAAAAAUCUGUUUUGGUUACAUGUAUAAUUAUGGUGAGGUUAUAUGCAAGGCCGGCCAGAUCCAUUAUAGAAUGCAUGUAUAUUAGUACAACAGAGUUUAUGUAUGUGCUACUAAUCUGUAAUAAAUAAUAAGGCUAAUUGACUCGACUGAUAAAGGUGUCAUUUAAUUAGCCUUUUCUAAUGCAGUAUUCUGUUUAGCUAAUUAUAAUAAACUGACGGAAUGAACUUUGCAGA
Vigna radiata var. radiata (mung bean) is the source of this 710-nucleotide messenger RNA. RefSeq names its product monothiol glutaredoxin-S4. Lineage: Eukaryota; Viridiplantae; Streptophyta; Magnoliopsida; Fabales; Fabaceae. The record is from RefSeq and is a predicted model, not a curated record. Bases 137 to 445 code for a protein of 102 amino acids. The transcript has a single exon.